AUCUUACACAGGACCUCAGCAUUUCUCCAGAGAAUUCUCUCACGUCCAGAGAAUAACCCCAGAACCAAGACAACAAAGAAAAAUCUCACAUGACCAAUAACACCACACCACAUACACAACAAUUGAACCGAACCGACCCGAACCACAAGCAUACCUACCUACCCAACCAAGUCGAUAGAAAGAAAGAAAAAAAGAAAAAUGCCCCUCCCCACGCUUCAAGAAUCCCUGGAAUCACUUUCCCCCACCACGUGGACCGACGUGCCCAGCACCGACCCCGCCGCCCUACGAGCCUACAUCACCGACCUCCGCACCAAAGCGCACCUGAUUGUCGAUUCCGUCCCGUUGCCUUCAGACGACGAUAUCCAAGCGCAGCAGGCCGCGUACGGCGGACAUCCGGCGAGUAAGGUGGUGAAGGCGAGCGGCGCAGUUCCUGUGCAUGAUCUGGUGGAUCAUGAUAACGGGAAUAAUGGUGAUAGCAGUAGCGGUAGCGGGAGUGGGAGUGGGAAUGGGAAGAGCAACAACAAUGGGAAAGGAAGCGGGGUCCAAGCACUUCGGAAACAAUGGAGCAAGCCGUUACGGGUGACCAAUUCCCGGGAUAACCCGUUGCAGAUUCCGAUAUAUAAGUUGCAGGGGGGAGAUGGGAAGGGACAUUGGUUUGGGAGGCGGAGCGUGCAUGAGGGGUUAGGGUUCGAGCGGUGGAGGGAGAAGUUGUCGGGUGAGAUGGGGGAGACGUUGAGGAGGAAUCAGGAACGGGUGAGGAAGGGGAAGAUGGUGCCGGGGUAUAUUCGGGGUAUGUAUGAGAGUGUGGAGUUUAUUCGGGAGAUACCUGUGGAGGGUAAGCCUGAGGGGGCGAUGAAUCCGGUUGAGUGGGUGAUGGUGACGAGGAGUGAUCCGGGGGGUAAUAUUCCCAGAUGGAUGGUGGAGAAGGGUACCCCCAAGAGUAUCUGUACGGAUGCUGUCAAGUUCUUGAAUUGGGCUUGUCGGGACGGGGAGAGGAAGAGGAGGUCCACGGACAGGUCGGUGGGCAGUCAUAGUCAGUAUGAUGAAGAGGAGGAUGCGUCCAGCAGUGAGGAGGACAGUGACGACGAGUCAUACACUGAAGUUGAACAUCACGGACUGAUUGCCAGCUUCGCAUACCUGGUGAACGCAGGUCUGGAGCGGUAUGCGCCGCAGACAGUGCUGGACUACCUACCGCAGCACUCGCGCCAGGUCUCUGCCCAGAGUGUUCCUGCCAGCAGCACGGAGCCAGAUGUCGAGGAGGCUAAGGAGCACGAAGACGAUGCAGUAUCGCACGACAAAGCGUCGAUAGCACCAUCAGCAAACUCGGGUGUCGAAUCAUCACUGGAAGCAGGCCCCGACGUAUCCGCGCUGGAGCUAAUGGCCAAGAACAAAAAGGGCAAGCUAACCUCGCACGAGAAGCAGCUGGCGAAGCUAGCAGAACGCAAACGCAACGUCGAAGCACAGCUGGAUAAAGUACGAGCCGACAUCCAAGCCCUCCGCGUGACCUCACCAGUCGAAGGUUCCAAGCGCGACAAGACGUCCACGACCGCUCUAGCAGCUACAAACGAGGGAGCCAGCAGUGAACCGCCAAGCAGCAGCCCAGCAAGCAGCGUGCACAAGGGCCAAACGUCAAGCAAGAGCCGUCAUGCCGAGAACCCGGACCACGAAACGGCGCAGAUGCACAAGGUUGCAUCGGGGCUGUUCCACGACGAGUCCAAGCUGCUGAAACAGCUCGGCAAGAUCGAGAAAGACCAGGUCAAGGAGGCAUCGAAGAUCGAGGCGCGGCAGCAGAAGCACGCAGACAAGCAGGAGAAGCAUCGCUCGCGGGCAGAGACAGAGGCGUUGCGCCGCGAGGUAGAGGUGCUCAAGAAGGAGGUGCAUCGACUGCGCGGAGAGCGCAAGCAAUGGCUGGAUUUGAUCGGGUCAUUGCAGAAUGAGAAUACGCGGUUGGCAGCGGCGCAGGGGGGCGGAAAUGACAAAGCAGAUAUUAGCAUGUAAUGUGAUUGUAUAUUAGCGUAGCGUUGUACAUGAUAAUCGAUUGAUUUUAUCCCAUCUUAUCCAUAUCCUAUCCUUAGUAUGUAAUGUAAUGCAUGAAACCUCCACGCCAACGCCAUUUACCCACCAUUGAACUCCAGUAGUAUGCAAAUACCUGCAUGACACAAACGCGACAGCACAGAUCCCACCAUCCAUCACCUAUCCCCUUCCACAAUAUCCCAUCAUCAUCAAACACUCAACUCCUUCAUAUCAUCUCAUAUCAUCUCACCCAAUCCUCAACCCCCACCACAAAUCACCCCAUAAGCAGUAGUACUGAAUUAUUCCUGCGUCUAAAAACCAAAUCAUCAGCUCUAUCCCCAAACCC
Molecule: messenger RNA, 2359 nt
Organism: Aspergillus neoniger CBS 115656
Lineage: Eukaryota; Fungi; Ascomycota; Eurotiomycetes; Eurotiales; Aspergillaceae
Exons: 2
Coding region: 199-1998 (599 amino acids)
Source: RefSeq, a predicted model, not a curated record